Molecule: messenger RNA, 11653 nt
Organism: Manis pentadactyla (Chinese pangolin)
Lineage: Eukaryota; Metazoa; Chordata; Mammalia; Pholidota; Manidae
Gene: ALMS1
Product: ALMS1 centrosome and basal body associated protein
Exons: 24
Coding region: 14-11551 (3845 amino acids)
Biological process (GO): regulation of centriole replication
Cellular component (GO): cytosol; centrosome; centriole
Source: RefSeq, a predicted model, not a curated record
GCGAGGCAGCAACAUGGAGCUUGAGGACCUACCCUGGCCCGGCGAGCUCGAGGAGGAGGCGGAGGAGGGGGAGGAGGCGGAGAACCUGGACCAGGAUGAGGUGGCGGUGGUGAUGGAGGAGAAGGAGGGGGAGGGGCGGCGGAAGCUGGCCUCGGACCUCCACUGUGAGAGCCGGCCUCUGGGGAGUCCGGACGGCGAGGACGACGAGGAGGCCAAGGCCUGGAUGCGGGCGCGCCCUGCCGGGACUGUGGUUCCGCCGUCGCUGCCGACGUUCCACCGGUCGGAAGACCAGCGGCCCGGCCCAGAAAAGUUUAUUCCAUCAACCCAUUGCUUAUGGCAAGAGCCAUUAAAUCAAGACAAUAAUGGAACCCAGAUUUCUGAUGAUAAUAUGGUCUUUUUGGGAAAAACAGCUCAGUGGGGUUUUGGGGAUGAUCAGAUGUGUCUUAAAACAGAAUCUUGGCAUCGUCUUCCUCAAGAAAUGGACUUUUCCAACACCUUGGAUACAACCCAGACCAGGUUUAAUAGGAGAGAAGAAGGGACCAAAGUGACAGACUUCCCCUCUCUGGAGGAAGGUUUAUUGACCCUAUCAGAAAAUCGGGUAAAGGAGCCCAACAGAGAUCUCUUAUGUUCUCCAUUGCUAGUCAUACAAGACAGCUUUGCUUUUCCUGAUUUGCCUUUGCUGACAUGUUUGACACAAGAUCAAGAGUUUGGGCCUGAUUCCUUAUUUCAUGAAAGUGAGCUAGAAUUUGCACCUCUGAGGGGAAUUCCUGGUAAGUCUGAAGACACUGAAUGGUUUUCUCGACCGUCGGAAGUUAGUGAAGCUUUAUUUCAAGCAGCCUCAGAAGUAGCUUCAGAUUUAGUUAACAGGUGUUUUAGUGUAUCUCUGCACCCACUUAUAGGUAGUACAGCUGUUGAGUCUCAGCAUUCUUUUUUACCUCCUGAACAAGGGACGAAUGAAGAGACUAUUUCAUCUGAUACAGUUGAUAAACUGAAAACUGCUAAAGACCCUGAUAGUUAUGAUGCUGUUUGUUCUUAUAUGUCACGGAAGACAAAAGAAGUUGUACAGGAGCCAGAAAUCAAUUUAGCUGAUAAAGGUCAAGUUACUUUUUCAACUUCAUCUGAUAGAAGUGAUGAAUAUAUAACUCCUAAAGAAAGCAACAGUUUUAAUGCUUCUUAUUCAUGUUGGAAACAAGAAGUUUUACAGCAGUCAGAAAAAUAUUCAACCAAGGGCCUGCAGGGGAAGGCCGAAUCUGACAUCUGUACUCUGGAUGAUGAUAGUGAAUGCUGUAGCCUAGAUGAAAAUGCUGUUGUAUGCGGUAAUAGAGUUGCUGAGCUACAAAGAGAGAUAUGUGUCCAAGGUGACUUGACUGGUGAGUGCAUUGAGCUAGCAGGUUUAGAAAAUUUGCUUGAUGAUCUAGAAAUUUGUGACAGCUCUCUACAACUAUCAUCUAAGGAAGAGAACAGUUCUGAAGAACCUCCAACAAGAAAGACAGAAUAUCACACAUCAGAUCUCAGAAUGUUGAGGAUAUCUCCUGACAGUGUGCCAGAGACUCUCAAACAUUUACCAGGAGUUACUUCUAAAGGAGGCAUAUCUGAAAUUAUUCAAUCCAAGCUAAAAGCAGGCAUUAAUACUACUCCUGCUGAUUCAGACACUGGAUCUCAUUUAUCCUUCUCCUCUGAGGACUUUCCUCAUUUAGCUGUAAGGUCUCUGCAAGAGAAUACUAUUGGUCAGCUUACUGAUGCUCUCAACCAACAGGCACUGGCAGAUAGUCAGCCAACUGAAGGAACUCUAAAAGUUUCAGCUGUUCAUGAAAUAGCUGACCAGAAGACUGGGAUAUCAACAGUACUCUCUAGUUCCUACUCACAAAGAGGGAAGCCUAGUAUUUUCUACCCACAGGCCUCGCCAUAUAGUCGUUUAGCUGAGGAGGCUCUAAAAGUUUCAUCUGCUCCUGGAUCUGCUGAACAGAAGACUGGGAUACCUAUAGUUUCUCCAACUUCCUACUCAUUUAGAGAGAAGCGCGGUAUCUUCUACCGAGAAACAUGGUCAGACAGUCAUCUAACUGAACAGGCCGAGAAAGCUUCAGCUGCUCCUGGAUCUGCCGAGCAGAACACUGGUAUAUCAACAACAACCUCUGCUUCUUACCCACAUAGAGAGAGGCCCAGUGUUCUCUACCAGCAGCAGUUGCCAGACAGUCAUCUAGCUGGACAGGCACAGACAGAUUCAACUGUUAGUGGAUUUGCUGAUCAGAAGACUGGGGUACCCAAAGAAACCUCUACUUCUUACCCACAUAGAGAGAGGCCCAGUGUUUCCUACCAGCAGGAGUUGCCAGACAGUCAUCUAGCUGGACAGGCACAGACUGGUUCAGCUGUUCCUGGAUUUGCUGAGCAGAAGACUGGGGUACUCACAGCAACCUCUACUUCUUACCCACAUAGAGAGAAGCCCAGCAUUUUCUAUGAACAGGAGUUUCCGGACAGUCAUCUAUUUGAACAUGCACAGAAAGGUUCAGCUGUUCCUGGAUUUGCUGAGCAGAAGAUGGGGGUACCCACAGCAACCUCUGUUUCUUACCCACAUAGAGAGAAGCCCAGUGUUUUCUCUGAACAGGAGUUGCCAGACAGUCAUCUAGCUGGACAGGCACAGAUGGAUUCAACUGUUAGUGGAUUUGCUGAGCAGAAGACUGGGGUACCCACAGAAACCUCUACUACUUACCCACAUAGAGAGAGGACCAGUGUUCCCUACCAGCAGGAGUUGCCAGACAGUCAUCUAGCUGAACAGGCACAAACGAGUUCAGCUAUUACUGGAUUUGCUGAGCAGAAGACUGGGGUACCCACAGCAACCUCUACUUUUUACCCACAUAGAGAAAAACCCAGUGUUUUCUAUGAACAGGAGUUCCCGGGCAGUCAUGUAGCUGAACAGGCACAGAAGGGUUCAGCUGUUCCUGAAUUUGCUGAACAGAAGACAGGGGUACCCACAACAGCCUCUACUUCUUACCCAUAUAGAGAGAAGCCCAGGGUUUUCUAUGAACCGGAGUUGCCAGAUAGUCAUCUUGCUGAACAGGCGCAGAAGGGUUCAGCUGUUCCUGGAUUUGCUGAGCAGAAGACUGGAGUACCCACAGCACCUUCUGCUUCUUACCCACAUAGAGAGAAGCCCAGUGAUUUCUAUGAACAGGAGUUGCUGGACAGUCAUCUAGCUGAACAGGCACAGAAGGUUUCACCUGUUUCUGGAUCAGCAUACCAGAAGUCCAGGAUACCAGUAGCACUCCCUAGUUCCUACUCACAUAGAGGGAAACCCAGUGUUUUCUACCAACAAAAAUGGCCAGACAGUCGUCUAACGGAACAGGCUCAGCACAUUUCAGCUCUUCCUGGACCAGUUGACCAGUAUACUCAGAGACAAACAUUACCUUCUAGUUACUACUCACAUAGACAGAAUCCCAUUAUUCUUUAUCAGCAGGAGUUGUCAGAUAGUCAUCUAACUGAUGAGGCUCUAAAAGUUUCAGCUGUUCCUGGACCAGCUGACCAGAAGACUGAAACACCAAUAGGGUUCUCUAGGCCAUAUUCACUUGGAGAGAAGCCCAGUAUUGUCUACCAGCAGGCAUUAACAGAUAGUACUCUAACUGAAGAGAGUCUGAAAGUUUCAUCUGCUCCUAGACCAGGUGACCAGAAGACUGGUAUACUAACAGUACCCACUAGUUCCGACCCACAUAGAGAGCAACGCAGUAUUUUCUACCAACAGGCUUUUCCUAGUCAUCUACCUACAGAGGCUCUGGAAGUUUCAGUUGUUCCUGGACCAGCUGAAAAAAAGGGUGGGUUACAAUCAGAAGCCUUUAGUGUGUACUACUCAUGUAGAGAGAAGCCCAGUAGUGUCUAUCAACAGGAGUUGCCAGAUAGUCAUCUAACUGAACAGGCUCAGAAAGUUUCAGCUGCUCCUGGACCUGCUAACCAGAAGGCUGGGAUAUCAACAUUACCUUCUACUUCUUAUUUACACACAGAAGAGCCCUUUAUUUUCUACCCACAGGGCUUACCAGACAGUCAGCUGUUUGAAGAAGCUCUGAAAGCUUCAGCUGUUUCUGGACCAGUUGACCAGAAGACUGGGCUACCACCAACAGUAUACUCUACUCACUACUCAAAUAGAGAGAAACACAUUAUUUUCUCCCCACAGGCCUUGCCAGAUAGUCAUCUACUUGAAGAGGCUCUGGAAGAUUCAGCUGUUUCUGAACCAGUUGACCAAAAGACUGGGUUGUCAUCAGAACCUUCUAGUUCCUACACACAGAGAGAGAAGCCCAUUAUUUUCUACCCACACGGCUUGGCAGGCAGCCAUGUACCUGAAGAAGCUUUGAAAGUUGCAGCUGUUUCUAGAACAGGUGAUCAGAAGACUUGCCUACCAACAGUACCUUCAAGUUCCUACUUACUUGGAGGGAAGCCCAUUAUUUUCUGCCAACAGGCCUUGCCAGAUAGACAUCUUACUGAAGAGGCCCUGAAUGUUUCAGCUUCUCCUGGACCAACUGACCAGAAAACUGGGAUACCAAGAGUAUCCUCUAUUUCUUACUCUCAAAGAGAGAAGCCUUUUAUUUUCUACCAACAGGGCUUGCCAGACAGUCAGCCAAGUGUAGAGGCUCUUAAAGUUUCUUUUGUUCCUGAGCCAGGUGACCAGAAAACCAGGAAACUAGCAGUGACAUCUGCUGCUUACUCACACGGAGAAAAGCCUAUUGUUUCUUACCAGCAGGAGUUGCCAAGUAGUCAUCUAACUCAAGAAGCUCUGAAAGUUUCAGGUGUUACUGGCCCAGCUGAUCAGAAGACGGGGCUACUGGCAGUAACCUCUGCAUCUGACUCAUAUAGGGAGAAGCCCAUCAUUUCUUACCAGCAGGAGUUCCCAGAUCCUAAUGAAGAUGCUUUAAAACUUUUAGGGUCAGCUGACCAGAAAACUAGUCUACGAAUUGUGUCCCUUCCUUCCUGUUCACAUGGGAAGAGCCCCAUCUUUCCUUACCAAGAGUUGCCGGAUCUUACUGAAGAAGCUUUGAAACCCUUUGCUCUUCCUGAACCAGCUGACCAGAAGACUGAGAUAUCAACAGGACCGUCUAGUUCUCACUCACAGAAACAGAGACUCAGGAUUUCAGCUGUGAUUUUACCAGAUGACCAGAAGACUGAAUUACCAGCAGCUCUCUGUAGCUCCUACUCAUAUAAAGAGAAGCCCAAGAAUUUAACUGUGAUUGGGCCAGAUGACCAGACAACUCCAUUACUGACAGUUCUUCAUAAUUCUUAUUCUCAGAGAGAAAAGCCCAGUAUUUUCUUUCAACAGCAGUUGCCAGAUAGGCAUCAAAGUGAAGAUACUCUGAAGAUUUCAACUGUCCCUGAGCCAGCUGAUCUGAAUUCUGGAAUACCAAUACCUCUUUCUAGUUCUUAUUCACACAGAGAGAAAUCUAAUGUUUUCUAUACAAAGGAAUUGCCAGAUAAACAUCUAACUGAAGAUGCAGUGAAGGUUUCAGCAAUUCCUGGACCAGCUGCACAGAAAAUUGUGUUACCAGUAGCUCCUCCCAUUUCUUCUUCACACAGAGAGAAACCAAAUACAUUCUGUCAACAGGAUUUGUCAGAUAGACACCUAAUAGAAGAUUCCUUGAUGUUCCCAAGUGGUGUUGGGCAAGAUGAUCAGAUUACUAGGUUAUCAACUGUUCCCUCUGCUACUUAUUCACAUAGUGAGAAGUACAAACUUAUUUCAGACCAUGUUCAAAGGCUAAUAGAUAAUUUGGGUUCUUCUAAUACUGGAAUUAUCUUAAACAAUGUGCCUUUAAAUUCCCAGGCUAAUGAAAGAGUUGUAAUUAAUAAGCCAGAAUCUUCAGGUUUUGAAGAUGUUAGCUCUGAGGAAGUUCAGGAUACAGACAGUAAUUCCAAGACUCUAAAAGAGAUUCGGACACUUUUAAUGGAGGCAGAAAAUAGAGCACUGAAACGAUGCAAUUUUCCCUCUCCCCUCGUCCCUUUCAGAGAUGUUAGUGAUAUUUCAUUUAUACAGUCUAAGAAGGUGGUUUGCUUCAAAGAACCCCCCACUACUAAUGAAUCUAACGGUGAUUUGUCUCAGAGUCAGCCAUUCACAGAGGAAAGCCCAAGCAGCAAGUGCAUGCAGAAUGAUACCAGCACACAGACAAACCUGAAAUGCCAGACUGGCAUUGAAAAUUGGGAGUUUAGUUCAACUACAGUUAGCAAUCCAUUACAGGAAGCAGAAAACAAAGCCACAGUGGCAUUUGAUGAAACUCUUAGGCAAUAUAAAGCAGCCAAAUCUGUAAUGAGAUCUGAACCUGAAGGGUACAGUGGACUCAUUGGGAAUAAAAUUGUUAUCCCUGUGAUGACUAUUAUUAAAAGUGAUUCAAAUAGUGAUACAAGUUCCUGCUCAUGGGACAGUAAUUCCUUCGAGUCAGUUUCUGAUGUUCUUCUAAACUUCUUUCCAUCUGCUUCACCCAAGACAAGUAUGACAGGUAGCAGAGAGGAAGAGGGUGUGUCAGAAAGUGAUGAUGGUGGUGGUAGCAGUGUAGAUUCACUGGCUGCGCAUGUGAAAAACCUUCUGAAAUGUGAAUCCUCACUGAAUCAUGCUAAACAAAUACUUAGAAAUGCAGAGGAAGAGGAAAGCCGGGUACAAGCACGAGCUUGGAAUAUGAAGUUUAAUUUGGCCCACAAGUGUGGCUACUCCAUUUCAGAAUUAAAUGAUGAUGACAGGAGAAAAGUUGAAGAGAUCAAAGAAAACUUGUUUGGUCAUGGGAGAACAACUGACUUGUCCAAGGCUUUACGGAGUCCACAGGGAAUAGGAUGCAAGCCAGAAGCUGUAUGUAGUCACAUUAUUAUUGAGAGCCAUGAAAAAGGAUGCUUCAGGACUCUAAGUGCUGAACAACAACAGUUGGACAGCCACCCUUGUGUUUUCAGAUCUGCUGAACCCUCAGAAAUUAUCAGACAGCAGAGCCCAUCAUCAUGGAGAACCAGGCACAUCAACCUUUCCAAAUCACUAGAUCUGAACAACCCCUGUUUCAAAGUUUGGAAUUCUUUGCAUUUACAGAGUCAUUCCCCAUUUCAGAACUUUACAACUGAUGACUUCAGAAUUAACCAGAGUCCUCAAAUGCCAUUCCAUGAAAAGAUGGACCCUUGGCUGGCCGAAUCAGUAGAACCUGCUUGUGUGCCACCUGAAGAAAUGGAUUGUCAUGCUUCUUCUCAAAUGCUGCCCCCAGAACCCAUGAAAAAGUUCACUACCUCCAUCACUUUUUCAUCUCAUCGACAUUCUAAAUGCUUUUCAGAUUCCUCUGUUCUUAAGGUUGGUGUUGCUGAAGGUAGCCAGUGUACUGGAGCAUCUGUGGGGGUAUUUAAUUCUCAUUUCACCGAAGAGCAAAAUCCCCCUAGAGAUCUAAAACAGAAAACCUCCUCCCCAUCAUCAUUUAAAAUCAUUAGUCAGUCACCAGAUAAAUCUGUGACUAUUUUAGCAGAAAGUAAUAAGCAAAGCCAAAAAUUACCUGUUGAACAUUCUCACCAAGAAGAAAAACUAUUAGAAAAAUCAUAUUAUAAAGGCAGUCAUUCUGAGCCUAAUACCAGUGCCAAUUAUAGCAAUUUCAAGGAAGUUCAUUUUUCUGAUAACCAUACCCUCAUGAGCAUGGGCAGACCAAGUUCCACACUAGAAGUAAAAGAGAAAACUGUAACUGUAACUCCAGAUCUUUCUUCGAACAUUUUUCUUGAACAACAAGAGCUCUUUGAACAAAGCAAAUCCCCACAUGCAGAUCACCAUGUGAGAAAACACCGUUCUCCCCCUCCCCAACAUCAAGAUUAUGUAGUUCCAAACCUUCCUUGCCGCAUUUUUCUUGAAAAGCGAGAACUCUUUGGACAAACUAAAGCCUCACAUGUAGAUCAUAAGAUGAGAGAAAACUACUCUCCCUUUCUUCAAGGUCAGGAUUAUAUAGCUUCAGACCUUCCUUCUUCCAUUUUCCUUGAACAACGUCAGCUCCUUCAACAAAGCAAAGCCCCAGAUGUAGAUCACUGUAUGAGGAAACACCAUUCCCUACUUCCUCAAGGUCAGGAUUGUAUAAUAGAAAGGAAUAAUCAAAAUAAGCAUAAACCACACGUUGCUGAUACGAUAAAUGUUGAAGCCAAGUCCAACAAUGUGGUCUCCCAGUCAGCCCCAAAUCAAUGUACAGUGGUAACAUCUGCAUCUACUACACCUUCAAACAGAAAAGCACUUUCUUGUUUUCAUAUAACUCUUUGUCCCAAGAUUCCUUCCAAGUUGGAUAGUGGAACUUUACAUGAAAGGUUUCACUCAUUGGAUCCUGCUUCUAAAACAAGGAUGGAUAGUGAGUUUAACUCUGACCUACAAACUGUAUCUUCAAGAUCAUUGGAACCAGCCUCCAAUUUAUUGACCAGUAAACCUAUAGCACAGGAUCAAGAAUCUUUAGGUUCUCUAGGACUUAAAUCUUCAUUGGACUUGCAAGUCAUACAGUCUUCUCUUCCUGAUAGUAAAACUAUUAGUCAGGACUUGAAAACCAUACCUUUUCGGAAUAGCCAGAUAGUAACCUCAAGGCAAACACAAGUGAACAUUUCAGAUUUGGAAGGAUAUUCCAAUCCAGAUGGGACUCCAGUAUCUGCAGAUCGAUCAUCAGAGAAGAUUAAGAUACCAUUUUCUGCCUUUUCUGGAAAAUUAUCAUUUGAUGCAAUAAACCAGAUAACAACAGAAGGUCCAGAAAAGACGAUGUUUUCAUCUGAGAUUUUUAUUAAUGCUGAAGAUCAUGGAGGUGAAAUUGCAGAGUUUGGGACCCAGAAGGUGGGCAAAGUUCCUGUCAAGUUUGGGUCAUUAUCUUCGGUCCAACAGAUUACUGUUUCUCGUGGCACAGAUGCCCAGCCUUCACUAUUGCCAUAUAAGCCUUCUGGUAGUUCAAAGAUGUACUAUGUUCCACAAUUAAAACAAAUUCCUUCAACUCUGGAUUCCAAAUCAGACACCACCAUUGAGAGCUCACACUCAGGAUCCAAUGAUGCCAUUGCUCCAGACUUCCCAGCUCAGGUGCUAGGCCUGAGGGAUGAUGACCUGGAAGACACUGUUAACAUUAAACACAAAGAGGGGAUCUACAGUAAGAGGGCAGUGACUAAGGCAUCCUUGUCAGUGGGGAAAAAACCCUUUCUGCAAGAUAGUGCAGAUGCCCAAGUUCAAGUUAACAUCACAGUCAAUGAGACCCUCUCAGAUAAAAUCCAGAAAAAGGAGAUCUACAGUAAAACGGCAGUGACUAAGGCUGCCCAACCUGCAGAAAAAGAAUCCUUGCAGAAAGACAGUGCAGGUUCCAAGGAUGCUGCUGCUAAAGAGCAUUCUGCUCAGUUAGAAAACACAAAGAUUGAAAGCCUACCAGACACCAAAGCCAUUAAACAGAAAGAGAGCCAUAGUAAGAAGGCAAUUCCUAAGGAAGCCUGGUCAGAAGACAAAGAAUCCUUGCAGACAGAUAUUGCAGAGUCUAGACGUCAUUCAGAAUUUGAAAAUACUACCCAUUCUGUCUUCAGAUCAGCCAAGUUUUACAUUCAUCGUCCAGUACACCUACCAAGUGAUCAAGAUUUUUGCCAUGAAUUCUUAGGAAGGAGUGUUUUCAUGAGGCAUUCUUGGAAAGAUUUAUUUCAGCAUCACCCAGACAAUCAAAGAGAACACAGUUGUCUUCCUCCCUCUUAUCAAAAUGUGGAAAAGACAAAGACAGAUUAUACCAAAAUACAGAGCCUAAGCAUCAAUGUAAACUUGGAAAACAAAGAAGAGGCUAAAAGUCAGGCUAGAGAUUAUCCACAAAGUGACAAACAACUGAAUGAUCAAAAUAAGGAUCAGAAGGUCACCUCAGAGCCACCAACUCGGCACACUGCACAUUUGAAUGAACUCUGGAACAAGUAUCAGGAGCAACAGAAGCAACAGAAGAAACCUGAGUUUGGUGACAGGAAAGAACUGUCCUUGGUGGAGCGACUUGAUCGUUUGGCCAAACUUCUCCAGAAUCCCAUCACACAUUCACUCCUGCCCUCUGGAAGGACACAGGAUGAUAGCAGAGGGGAACGAGAUGUUAAAGAAGGGAGUGCUAGACUGCAACAGCAAAAAAACAAGCUUCAAAAAAAGAAACGGUAUAAAAGCCUGGAGAAAUACCAUAGAAACACACGAGAUCUUAAAAAAAGCAAGGUUUUUUCUGCUCAUCAAGAUUGGAAGUCCAAUCAGAUUAAAAUUGAGCAGAUUAAAUUUGAUAAAUACAUUCUGAGAAAACAGCCAGGUUUUCAUUAUAUAAACACUUCUUCAGAUUCUAGACAAUCAGAGGAGAGUGAGCUGCUCACAGAUACUGCCACUAACAUUAUUUCCACCACCACUUCUCCUGUGGAAUCAGAUAUAUUGACCCAAACAGAUAAAGAAGUGACUUUGAAUGACAGGAGUAGUUCUCUUUCCACCAUUGACACUGCCCGAUUGAUCCAAGCUUUUGGCCAUGAAAGAGUUUGUCUGUCACCUAGGCAAAUUAGAUUAUACAACAGCGUCACCAACCAUCAGAGGAGGUACCUUGAGAAGCGGAGCAAGAACAAGAAAGCAUUUUACACAUGUCACCCCCAAAUGACUUCUGAGCACACCAGAAGGAAACACAUCCAGGUGGCAAGCCAUAUGAUUUCUUCUGACUGUAUAUCAUCUUCUACCAGUAGUUUCUGGAACUCAAACUCUACCUUUUGCAACAACCAAAAUUUACACAUGUUAAACAAGGGCGUGCAAGCAGGUCAUUUGGAGAUUGUGAACGGCAUCAGAAAACAUACUCGAGAUGUUGGGAUGACUUUCCCAACUCCAAGUUCUAGCGAAGCUAGAGUAGAAGAGGACAGUGAUGUGACUUCUUCGUCAGAAGAAAAAACUGAAGAGAAAAGCCUUCUCACCAGUUAUGCUGGGGACAAAAAGUUAAGGAAGAAUAAGCACAGUUGUUGUGAAGGAGUUUCAUGGUUUGUUCCUGUGGAAAAUGUGAAGUCUGUUCCUAAGAAGGAAAACCUACCCCAGUGUCAUGGCCCUGGUAUUGCCUGGUUUGCACCAGUAACUAACACCAAACCCUGGAGGGAGCCACUGCGGGAACAGAACUGGCAGGGACAGCACAUGGACAGCCGUGGGUCACAGGCUGGCCACGGCAGAGAUCCACUGAAGCCGUUUGUGAGAGCAACCCUGCAGGAGUCACUUCAGCUUCACAGACCUGACUUCAUCUCCCGCUCUGGAGAGCGGAUAAAGCGCCUGAAGUUAAUAGUUCAGGAGAGGAAGCUUCAGAACGUGUUACAGAGUGAGCGGGAGGCACUGUUCAACCCUGUGAGAGCAUGGCCAGGCUGCCAGGAGCCCAUGCGCCCAACCCCCAAGAGAGGCUUCCUGGCUGCCCAAAAGAACAGGCCUAUUGGAAAGAAGGAAAUGAUUCAGAGGUCGAAACGGAUUUACGAGCAGCUUCCAGAAGUACAGAAAAAGAGAGAAGAGGAAAAGAGGAAAUCAGAAUAUAAAUCAUACCGGCUACGAGCCCAGCUAUAUAAAAAGAAAGUGACCAAUCAACUCCUGGGGAGAAAAGUUCCCUGGGACUGACAUAGAUUAUUUUCCUCAGAGCCUUGGAAUUAUUUAUCAGCCUGGAGAAGCACAACCCUCACUUUUAUGAGUCUGGUUUAAUAAAACUUAAGUCUUUGUUCA